This is a messenger RNA of Arctia plantaginis, 540 nucleotides long. The record is from the annotation of a GenBank genome assembly. Lineage: Eukaryota; Metazoa; Arthropoda; Insecta; Lepidoptera; Erebidae.
AUGCACCUAAGUAAUUUUCAAUCGUUAAAGAACACCCUGGCUAUAUUGGACAAACUUGAUAUCGAUAGUGAGAAGCCAUCAGAAGAAGAGGUUGCAAGAAUCUUCGGUUACGACGAGGACGCAUACAGAGCUGGGGAGCUUGGAGUAUGGCAGAGAGUCAAACCCAAGGUCUGGGCGCUGUUCGAUGAACCCAGUAGCAAGGUGAUAAAGGUGAUAUCCAUCUUCUUCAUCUGCGUCUCAGUGUUCUCCUUCUGCUUGAAGACGCAUCCUGGUCUCCGAGUAUACCCUUCUGGCAUCUAUGUGCCAGCUAAUACCACUGAUCCGGAUAUAUUAAACGACAUCAGACCUGAUAAUGGGAGACCUCAUGCCGCCUUCUUUUACAUAGAGCUGGUCUGCAACGUGUGGUUCACCAUCGAGUUGCUCGUCAGAUCUGUGGUAAGUGUAAAUAAAUUAAGUGAAAAAGAAGAUUUCGUAUUCUUUUAUGUUAUAAGUCUCUUUGAUUUUGGGGUCUUCCCUCAAAAAUUUGAGGGAGGGACUUGA